Asparagus officinalis (garden asparagus) is the source of this 1684-nucleotide messenger RNA. RefSeq names its product SNF1-related protein kinase regulatory subunit gamma-1-like. Bases 185 to 1486 code for a protein of 433 amino acids. The record is from RefSeq and is a predicted model, not a curated record. Lineage: Eukaryota; Viridiplantae; Streptophyta; Magnoliopsida; Asparagales; Asparagaceae. The transcript has 6 exons.
CCUUCGGUGCGCAAGUUCCAGGCGAAAUUAGAUUGCUAAGCCUUCAGCAAGAAAUACAGCUGCUACUUUCCCUUCAAAGACGCCCAAAUAUAAAAUCGGAAAUCAAGGAAAUUUAUGGCUCAAGAAUCCAUAACACUUCUACAAAAAGUGUAACAACGAAUGGUUUGAGUUAUUAGUUCAUAAGAUGGCCGAUCCAGCCGAUACAAAUUCAAAACUCCCAAGUUGUGAUGCUUAUUUUGAUGCCAUCCAAGCAAGGAAACGGUUGCCAAUUUCCUUACAGGAAUCUCUGACAUCUGCAUUUGCACAGAUUCCUGUUUCAUCUUUCCCGGAAGUUCCAGGUGGCAAAGUAAUUGAGAUUUUGUCAGACACAUCCAUUAUUGAAGCUGUUCGAAUCUUAUCUGAACACGAUAUAUUGGCUGUCCCUGUAAGGAAUUCAGAGACAACUGGUAUUGACUGGAGAGAACGGUACCUAGGGAUAAUCGAUUAUUCUGCUAUCAUUCUCUGGGUGUUGGAGAAUGCAGAGCUUGCUGCUGUUGCUCUGCCUGUAGGAUCAGCGACAGUUGCUGGAGUGGGGGUAGGGACAAUUGGUGCUCUUGGAGCAGCAGCAACUGGCUUAACUGCUGUUGCUGCAGGUGCAGCCUUGGCUGGUGGAGUGGCUACACAGCAAUCUGUUGCGAAAGAUGCUUCUGUUGCUGUCGAUUAUUUGGGCAAGGAUUUCUACAAGCUUCUUCUUCAAGAAGAACCCUUCAAGUCGACAAUGGUGAAGUCGGUUGUUCAGUCCUAUCGUUGGGUGCCCUUUCUCCCUGUUGCACCGGACAGCCCCAUGCUUACUGUAUUGCUGUUGCUUUCAAAAUAUAGGUUGAGAAAUGUCCCGGUAGUUGAACUAGGGAAGCCCUACAUCAAGAAUUUCAUCACCCAAUCAGCUAUCGUGCAAGGUCUCAAACAGUGUGAAGGAAGAGACUGGUUUGAUUGUAUUGCUGCAUGCUCUCUUUCGGAUCUUGGGCUACCCUUCAUGUCAUAUGACAAGGUUAUUAGCAUCAAAGGAGAUGAGUUAAUUCUUGAGGCCUUCAAACGGAUGAGAGACAACCGAAUCGGUGGGCUCCCUGUUUUAGAGGGACCUAGUAGACGGAUCAUCGGAGCAGUAAGCAUCCGAGACAUCAGAUUCUUGUUGCUUAGGCCUGCACUUUUUUCUACUUUGAGGCAUCUGACAGUGAUGGACUUCAUCAAUACUAAAAGCUCAUUGUGCGCAGAGGAGGGCGUAUCUGUAGCAUCACCAGUUACAUGUGCACCCAAUUCGCCCCUCGGGAGCGUUAUAGACAGCCUCGCAUCCAAACGUGUUCAUCGAAUCUAUGUAGUCCAAGGAGAUGAAUGUGAAGUCGUUGGGGUCGUAACACUCAGGGAUGUGAUUUCUUGCUUUAUCUAUGAGCCUCCUGGUUAUUUUGACAACUAUUUUGGCGGUUCCAUGAAGGAGAUCCUGAGCCAGUGAUUUUGGUCAAGGUUGUAAAUUGUGACUGUAGUUGAUAUCAAGUUAGCACCAAGUUUUAUUAGGUGAAUGGCUCAAAAUUUUACCUUCAUGUGUCACUUCCAUGUGCUUAACAUGUGUUUAAGUACAGAAAUUGAGAAGUAGUGUCUUUGUGCCUUAUUUACUGACUUCAGUAUAGUUGCUUUGAGCACUGUUUCUUCA